UCUGAUUGGCUCUUCUCUCACACCCCGCCCCCGCGGCCGCCAAUUGGGUCAUCAGUUAUGGUUUAAACCGCGGUGCAGCCUCGAGGGCUGCAGCUUCUGAGUUUGGCUGUUGGAGCUCGAGCCGGUGACCGACCUACACGCCUUGCCCGCAGUGCAACCCAGGAUGGCGACUCGAAUCUUUGUGGAUCAGGAAAACGGAGAGCCUGGCGCCCGCGGGGGCCCAAAGGAGGCGCUGAAGCUGGGGGCCGGGCCCGUCAAAGCCUUAGAUGGGCGGUCUCAGGUUUCGACACUGCCUGUAGGCAAGAUGUUCGGUGCUCCACCACCCUUGCCUAAAACGGGCCGGAAGGCUUUGGGAACUGUCAACAGAGCUACGGAAAAAUCAGGAAAGAGUAAUGGACCGCUCAGACAAAAACCGAACUUCUCUGCCAAAAAGGUCACGGAGAAGACCGUCAAAGCACAAAGCUCUGUUCCUGCGUCUGACGACACCUAUCCAGAAAUAGAAAAAUUCUUUCCCUUCAAUCCUCUAGACUUUGAGAGCUUCGACCUGCCUGAGGAGCACCAGAUCGCACAGCUGCCCUUGAGCGGAGUGCCUCUCAUGGUGCUCGAGGAGGAGGAGGAGGAGAGAGGGCUGGAGAGGCUGCUGCAGCUGGGCCCCCCUUCCCCGGUCAAGAUGUCCUCCCCAUGGGAAGCUGAACCUUUGCAGUCUCCUUCAAGCCUUCUUUCCAUCCUGGAUGUUGAAUUACCACCUGCGUGUCAUGACAUGGAUUUUAGGUUUCUUAGUGGUUUAUAG
Octodon degus (degu) is the source of this 790-nucleotide messenger RNA. It is a transcript of the gene Pttg1, whose product is annotated as pituitary tumor-transforming 1. Gene Ontology annotation, biological process: chromosome organization. NCBI's taxonomy places the organism in Eukaryota, Metazoa, Chordata, Mammalia, Rodentia, Octodontidae. The record is from RefSeq and is a predicted model, not a curated record. The coding region runs from base 164 to 790 and encodes 208 amino acids. The transcript is spliced from 6 exons. Gene Ontology annotation, cellular component: nucleus; cytoplasm.